CGGGGGACUGCCAAGCCUUCUCAGAGGGCCCGCCCCUUCUCACUGCGCCCUGGGCCGGCCGCCGAUGCACGCUGCGCCUGCUCAUCCCACAGGACGGCCCUGCGAGGGGCUGGGCGGCAGCGCCACGGUGGCGCCGCGGCGCCUCGUCGCCCAGGAGGAGGAGGAGGAGGAGGGGGAGGAGGAGGAGGAGGAGGAGAGAGGAUGGAGGAGGAGAGAGGAGGAAUCUUAUCAUUCCUAUAUGCGCCUGCUGGGGGGCUAUGGUACAUGUACCCCCCACGCGUAUGCACGAGCGCAGGAAGGCCACCCCGCUGUAUUCCAAGCCAGGAUACCUCUCCUCGCAUCUCUGCUCGCGCGGGAGGUCUGGUAGGCACUCGCUGAAUGCCUCCCCAGUGGAAGUGUGUCGAACGCCUGGGAAAUACGCGCCAGAUACAUCCACCGCGGACAGCGGCCAAUAAAAGCGUGCUCGCGGAAUCAGCGCCGAUCAGCGUGUCGCCCGCCGCGUACC
This is a messenger RNA of Prorocentrum cordatum, 505 nucleotides long. Lineage: Eukaryota; Dinophyceae; Prorocentrales; Prorocentraceae. The record is from the annotation of a GenBank genome assembly.